UUAUGAUUAGGCUUAAGUAAAUUGUAGUGUCACGCACGUGCUCGUUAAUAUUUUAUUUAAAUAAUUAUGAUGAAAGAUUCUAGCAAAAUUUUUUCAGGUUACAAAGCUCUAGGGUUUGUGAGUAAUCAUGUCCCUCUUGUUUUGAGAUAUAUUAAUAGAAGGAAAGAGAAUUUGGCAAUAACUGUGAUCGGGAAAAGCUUCAAUACGUAUUCAUGUGGAAAAUUAGCCCUUCUCAGUACCAGCAGUCCACAUCCCGAAGAAAUAAAAUGUAUAACAGCAGACGCUUAUCUUGUGUUCACUGGCUGCAAAAACAUAAUUUACUCAUGGCAGAGAGGUACUGAGUUGAAGCAUGUGUAUCAUGGACAUGAAAAGGAUGUACAUUUAUUGAUGCCUUUUGGACCACAUUUACUGUCUGUGGAUGAAGAUAGCGUGCUGAAGGUCUGGGAAAUUAAGUCUGAGACUUUGUUUUUAGAAUUGUAUUUUAAUAACAACACAUUCCAAAUCACUACAAUUUUGCAUCCAAAUACCUACUUAAACAAAAUUCUUCUUGGAAGUGAACAGGGAAGUAUGCAGUUGUGGAACAUACGAACCUGCAAAUUGAUUUAUACAUUUACUGGAUGGAACACUCCUAUUACUGCACUUGAACAGGCUCCAGCUAUUGAUGUGGUAGGAGUGGGACUUGGAAGUGGGGAUAUAAUCAUUCAUAAUCUUAAGUAUGAUGAAGUAGUCAUGAAGUUUAAUCAGGAAUGGGGUCCAGUGACAGCAUUAUCAUUUCGUACUGAUGGUCAGCCAAUUAUGGCAUCUGCUAGUUCAUUAGGUCAUAUUGCACUGUGGGACUUGGAACAACAGCAAUUGCAAAGUCAGCUUCGUGGAGCUCACCAAGAAGCAGUGACUGGCAUGAAAUAUUUCCCAGAUGAACCACUCCUGAUUACAUCAUCUUCGGAUAACAGCCUAAAGGUAUGGAUAUUUGAUUUACCAGAUGGAAGUGGUAGGGUACUUAGACACAGAGAGGGUCAUAGGGCACCUCCUACUAAAAUUCAGUUUUAUGGCUUAUUAGCUGAGAAUAUAUUAAGUGCUUCACAUGACAGCACUCUUAGAUCAUUUUCCACCAUUGGUGACAAUUUGAACAAAAGUCUUGGUCAAGCAUCUUUUGACAGAAAACUUGCAAAGAAGAAAGGUGUUCUGCAUGACCAGAGAAAAAUGCCUCCCAUUCUUGAUUUCAGUGCUGAAACAUUUCGUGAGAAAGAUUGGGAUAAUAUAGUUGCUUGUCACAGAAAUCUUGCCAUGGUGACAACUUGGUCUUAUGGUCGAUGCACAAUGGGUCAGCAUAAACUUUUACACAAACGAUUUAAAGGGCAAAAAGGUGUUGUAGCUCUGUGUGUAAAUAUGAGUUCUUGUGGAAACUUUGUCUUUAUAGGUUAUAACACAGGUCAUGUAGACAAAUUCAAUGUUCAGUCUGGAAUUCAUCGAGAAUCUUAUGGGAAAGUUAAAGCUCAUGAUGCAUCAGUAAGAGGGAUUUCAACAGAUGGGUUAAAUCAGAUUGUCAUCACUGGGGGAGGUGACAGAUUUCUAAAGUUUUGGAAAUUUAAAGGUGGAGAUCUACUUGAAGAGGUGUCAUUGGAGUUUGGAGUGUGUGAGUUGAAACUCCAUCGAGAAAGUGCGAUGUUAGCUGUUGCAUGUGAUGAUUUUACAGUAUUAGUUGUAGAUAUAGAAACUCGGCGCAUUGUCAGAACAUUCCAUGAACAUUUUAGUCGCAUAACAAGUUUAGCUUUCAGUUCUGAUGCUCGUUGGUUGAUUGUUGCUUCCAUGGAUUCAUCUAUAAAGACAUGGGAUUUGCCCUCAGGUACGCUAAUUGACUGUUUUCUUACUCCAACAGUGUGUACAAGUUUGACCCUGUCACAAACAGGGGAAUAUCUAGCUACAACUCUUGCAGAUAACCUGGGAAUAUACCUGUGGUCAAAUGUAACUCUGUACAGUCACAUCUCUUUGUGGCCAUUACCUGUAGAUUAUGAGCCACAGUUACUAGAUCUUCCUUCUGUAUUAAUUGAACAUAACAGAACUCAACAAUCAUCAACAUCUGAUGAUCUGCAUGAAGGGUUAGAAGAAGAUGAAUUUGUAGAAUUCAAGUCACCUGAACAAAUUUCGAAGGAUCUUGUAACGCUCUCUCUUUUGCCACAGUCUAGAUGGCAGAAUUUAUUGAAUUUGGAUAUCAUUAAGGAAAGAAAUAAACCAAAAGAUCCACCAAAAGCACCUAAAGCAGCACCAUUUUUUCUUCCAGUUAUUCAAGGCUUGGAGCCAAAGUUAACCAAUUUAUCUAAAGAUGAAACAAUUAAGUCUAAGACGUUUUCAUGGAAGGCACGGCCUCUUUCUCCAUUUGGUUUGAUUAUUCAGGAAUGUAUGAAAAAUGGCAAUUAUGUAUCAGUUUUUUUGGAGUUAAAGAGAAUGAGCCCAUCGGCCAUUGAUAUUGAGAUGAGAUCUUUGUCACCUGAAAAUGGAGGCUCAGUAGAAUUAAUGAUAGGCUUUCUUAGAGCACUGGAAGAGGAAAUGAAGUCAAAUAAAGAUUUUGAACUGAUCCAGUCAUAUUUUGGCUUGUUUCUGAAACUUCAUGGAAGUAUUGUAUCAUCUAACAGUGACAUGUGUAAAAUAUUAUGUGAAUUAUCUUGUGAACAAGAAAAAGCUUGGCAAAGACUGCAGUUGAAAUUAAACCAAACUCUCUGUUUAGCUACAUACAUAAAAAAUGCAGUUCUUUAAGUUCUGAAACUUUUUGUGGUCUUGAUACAUAUAUAAUGUUAUUGUGGUCUUGUUUGUUUUUUGUCAGAUACUAUGCAAAUUACAUUUACAUGAAAAGUGAGUGUUAAAUCAGUCUUUACAUGUAGAAAUAAAUUUUUGGAAUGUUC
Messenger RNA from Limulus polyphemus (Atlantic horseshoe crab), 2897 nucleotides. RefSeq names its product WD repeat-containing protein 36-like. Lineage: Eukaryota; Metazoa; Arthropoda; Merostomata; Xiphosura; Limulidae. The record is from RefSeq and is a predicted model, not a curated record. The transcript has a single exon. Gene Ontology annotation, cellular component: small-subunit processome; Pwp2p-containing subcomplex of 90S preribosome. Gene Ontology annotation, molecular function: protein binding. Bases 67 to 2751 code for a protein of 894 amino acids. Gene Ontology annotation, biological process: rRNA processing.